This is a messenger RNA of Agelaius phoeniceus (red-winged blackbird), 1205 nucleotides long. Its product is annotated as taste receptor type 2 member 40-like. Gene Ontology annotation, biological process: sensory perception of taste; detection of chemical stimulus involved in sensory perception of bitter taste; G protein-coupled receptor signaling pathway. NCBI's taxonomy places the organism in Eukaryota, Metazoa, Chordata, Aves, Passeriformes, Icteridae. The record is from RefSeq and is a predicted model, not a curated record. Gene Ontology annotation, cellular component: membrane. Gene Ontology annotation, molecular function: bitter taste receptor activity; G protein-coupled receptor activity.
UAAAUGACAUUAGGAUACUUCUGCCCCUGAGAUAAAUAGGUGAGCAUUGCCCAUAACAGCUCCUUGGGAUUGGAGUGCCUGCCAGAUCUAAGGCUUUCAGGAGCCCAGAGGAUGCUGAGUAAUAAUGACAAGCUCUUCAGUUGCAACGAUGACAUCUUUUGCUCUCCUUUGUCUGUCAAUUGCCAUAAUUGAAUGCAUGGCAGGAAUUCUGGGAAAUGGAAUUAUCUUGGCUGCCAGUUCAUUGAGCUGCAUUGGGAGCAAAACAUGGCCCCCAUAUGAUAUGAUCAUGAUCUCGCUGAGUUCAUCUAGAUUCAUUUUGCAGUCAUGGGUUACACUGGAUUUCCUAAUGAAUAUAUUUUAUGAACCCUUCUUUUACACAGAAAACCUGCUAACAGCUACCAAAAUAAUGUUUACAUUUCUGAACUACUCCAGCCUCUGGUUUGGAGCCUGGCUUAGUGUCUUCUAUUGCAUCAAGGUUGCCAGUUUUACACAGUCUUUCUUCAUCUGGCUGAAGCUGAGAAUUGCCAGGCUGGUGCCCUGGAUGCUGCUCACAUCAUGGCUCUGCUCCUUCACAACUGCAAUUCCCUUCGCCUGGGAUGUCUACAGUGUGCACAAGAACAUCACUGCUCCUUCAUCCAUGACAAACUCUUCAGCAUGGACAACCACAAGGAAUGACAGACUGACUUUAUUGAUUUAUCUCUGGAAUGCAAGUACAGCUUUGCCUUUAACAUUGUCUGUUGUUUCAAGUGUUCUGCUGAUUCGGUCUCUGUGGAUACACACCAGACGGAUGCAAAAUAAUGCAAGUGGUUUCAGGGAUCCCAGCUUAGAGGCCCAUAUGAAAGCCAUCAAGUCAGUCUGUUCCUUCCUUUUCCUUUACGUUAUAUAUUUUAUUUCUGUUCUUAUCAUCGUAUUCAACGUUUUUUCACCUUUAAGCAAUGGAGACUCAGUCUGUGUUGUUUUAAUGGCUGCCUGCCCUACAGCACACACAUUGGUCUUAAUUUGGAGCAAUCCCAAAUUUCAAGAGCUGCCAGCUAGGAUUUGGCACCACACUAACUGUCAUGUCAGAACUGCAUCCAUGUAAAAGACAGUGCCUUAACCUGGACUUUCUAGUUUAGAUCCAGAACAAUUAAAUUGAAAUCAUCAGAGGUAUAAAUAAUAGAUGUUGGAAUGAGUACAUUAGGGCCUUGAUCAGCAGUCAAUAGGAA